Messenger RNA from Brassica rapa (field mustard), 2230 nucleotides. RefSeq lists its product as uncharacterized. The record is from RefSeq and is a predicted model, not a curated record. Lineage: Eukaryota; Viridiplantae; Streptophyta; Magnoliopsida; Brassicales; Brassicaceae. Gene Ontology annotation, molecular function: nucleic acid binding; RNA-DNA hybrid ribonuclease activity.
UGGGACCUUUUUCAAUCGUUUAUUUUGAAUUAAUUGAAUAAUGAAUAGUCAUGUGAUGAAACGAUUUUUAGCCACUAGGCAUAGAACAAAGCUUCAAGCAGCAAGCACCCAACAAGCGACUCAACCCUGGAACUGGCAUAAGUUCGUCUGGUCUCCAAAAAUGCUACCGAAGAUAAAGACUUUUAUUUGGCGCUGCUCUCUGAACAACCUCCCCACAGGAGAAAAUUUGCGGAGAAGAGGACUGCUGGGUAACACCCUGUGUACAAGAUGUGGAGCUGAGGAAACUUUGGAGCACAUCUUCUUCUCCUGCGCACCAGCCAAAGCAGUGUGGGAGCUAUGCCCAUGGACCGAGCCAAUGGACCCACUAUCUUGUACCUCAUUCAGAAACACUCUAGAAAUCUCUUUUUCUAAAGUCAAUCUCCCCCCGAUAGGAACAUCAGCCAACAUCUUUGCCUGGGUUUGCUGGAGCUUGUGGAUCAAUAGAAACCAAUUCACCUUUGAGAAUAAAAGCACAGCACCACGAGAUAUCCUCUCCAAGGCUAUUGCUCUCCUGAAAGAAUGGGAGUUCGCCCAACCCCCACCUGCCCAAUCACCAAACAUACCCCCGCCGCUAAUCCCGACUCAAAUAUCAUCAUCGGCCACCAUAAUCUGCUGCUCUGAUGCAGCUUGGAAGAAGGACUCGGGCGAGGCGGGGCUGGCUUGGAUCUUCAAAAAACACACAGGAGAGGAAAUCAGCAGAGGCUGUCGCCACGACUACCACGUUUCAUCGGCGCUCAUGGCGGAGGCUCUGGCGGUUCGGGCGGCUCUGGAACACGCUUUCUCCCUCAAUCUCAACAUCAUCUGGUUACGAUCAGACUGCAAGAGGCUUAUCCAAGCCAUCAACUCGACUCAAGGAUCGGUAGAACUCUACGGGGUACUAGCUGACAUUGAAUCGAUCAUCGCUUCUUCUCCUUCUUUUAGUUUUCACGCUUCUUUUAUUCCCAGAGCUCUUAAUGGGCCAGCAGAUCUUUUAGCCAAGAGCUCCCUCUGUAACAAACUUUCAGUGCUGGGCUCAGGCCCACACUAGAUUUCUCCUUUCCUUAAUGAUUUAUUCAGUUGAUCAAAAAAAAAAAAAAAAAGCCACUAGGCAUAGAAAGGUCGUGCUUAAUUGACGUGUUUAACUAUAUCUGUUAUUUCCACGCAGCAUAUCUUUAUAUAUAAAAGAGAGUUUCCUCUCUCCAGGACGCGCCACGUCAGCGGCCAGCUAGAUAAGUCGAUGUCUCUCAUCGCGACACGUGUCGCGUGCGAACGAAACUAUGCGUUUCAUUUAUCUGAGAAUCGUAUUGGGUUUUCCUUAUUUCUUACGUCUUGCGCUCUAUGUCUAUCGUUCGCUGCGGCCCAAUAGAUAUUACGCGACCUCUAACCCUAAUUGCUCAAUCACGUGAAAUCCUUUCGUUCCUCUCUUUCUGCAGCGGCGAUAUAUGACGUCUGCUAUACCUUUCUCUUGAUUGAAACGGCCAGAGUUAUGGAUCCGUCUUUAUUCCAAUUUAAUUCAAUCGUCCACUACAGACUCUUUGCUGCGCCGUUCGUAUCUCAUGGGCGGUGUGGAUCUGUAUAAAUAUGUAAGUACUUCUUAUCUCAGUCUCAUACUCUCUUUAUCCCGGCGAUGAUGAAGAGGAAACUGAGGACCGUAAAAUCUUCUCCGACGACGAGGAGUACAAAGUGUUCCGCGACUUUAAGAUCCAGGCCUGGAAGAAUCGGGUUUUUUUUGAAGAAGAUCCCUUCAGGUCCAUCUUCCCCCUUACUGAUCUGGAAGAACCUUGGAUCGACAUGACCACAAGGGAAUAUUUGGAGUCUAUUGUCUCCUUAUGUGUUAAGAAGCUCAACGAGGAGAAGAAUACAACCGAUUUGUAAGCAUCCCGAUGGUCCUCUCAUGGAGUAUCAAGCCAAGGCCAUGGAUUUUGGAGGAAAACCUCCUUUUCCCAUCCUCUGCAGACCAGCUUCUACCAUAUCCUAAGCUAAGACUUGCAUAGAUUUGGUAUGCUGGUGGUUGACUACGAGGAAGACCAAUCAUAAUGUAUUGAAAUGAGUCUUUUAUGAGUAAGCUGAGUCCCAAGUGGAUUUAGGUUGUAUUGAUGCUAGCUAUAUGUCUUUUGCGUUGAGACUUAUGGAUUUAAUAUUGUUGAGACUUAUUGAUUUAAUAUUAUGGAUUUUAAUGAUGGUUGUUAUAUUAUGUUUGAUGUUUAUUUUA